Messenger RNA from Aspergillus viridinutans, 558 nucleotides. RefSeq lists its product as uncharacterized. The record is from RefSeq and is a predicted model, not a curated record. The coding region runs from base 1 to 558 and encodes 185 amino acids. NCBI's taxonomy places the organism in Eukaryota, Fungi, Ascomycota, Eurotiomycetes, Eurotiales, Aspergillaceae. The transcript has a single exon.
AUGCACCUCCUCACAUACAUCACCCCCCUCCUCUCCCUCUUCCCUCUCAUCAACGCACUGCCCGGUGCUACCAGCUGCACAACCGUCACCCCAGACAUCGCCCGCGUCUCUCAAGCCCAGCCAGUAGCCUCCUACCUCCCCGGCUUCCGCAUCUCCCAGCAAGCCGGCGGCACCAACAAAGAAGACAUGUUCGUCGAAUUCAACGUCACCGCCGGCAGCUGGGGCUGCUCGCUCUCCUACUCCUUCCCCGCCGGCACCCCCAUCACAACAUCCGGAGCCGCCGCGCCCGUUGAGAUCUUCGCGGUGAACGGCCCGUUGAGCCGGUCUCCUCGCGGCAUCGACGUGUCCUGGGCGUAUUGUCCGGCAACCGGUGCGUUGGUCGGGAGCACGACCUUUGAAUCGGAUCCGAACCAGGCCACGACGAGGUUCGUUAAUAGUUUCUCGUGCUCGAGUAAGAUGACGUACCGGUUGAGUAUUGCGGGGUGGUAUAAGCAGGUGACUAGUGUGGAGUUUGCGCAGGGUCCUGGGGUUGGGUUGAGGAUGAGUUAUAAUUGUUAG